AUGCAGGUAUGGAAGUAUAUGAAAGUAACAGAAUAACUGAAAUUCAAAUACCUGUUCAAAACUUCAAAGAGAGAGAGAUGGAAGCACAUUACUGCAAAUAUAAAGACAAGCUUAAAGAUAAACCUAAUAUACAACUUAAAGGACAUACUAGUUUAUGGUCUAGGGAAUUUAGAAAUCAUUUUGAAGAUAAAGAAGAUGACCCAUAUACUGCCUUGGAGCAAGAAGAUUUUGAAAAAUGUGACCAUGAGUGCAUUGAUGAAAUUCAUCGAAAAUCAAUAGAUGGUUUAUCACCAGAAAAAUCUUAUUGUGAUUUGCAACUAUUUCAUGAUCCAAUUAAAGCUUUGCCUCCAAGAAAGAAAGGAUAUUUAUCUAAUGAUGGACAUGUAUUUCUAUGUCAAGAUCCCAGGGUUGCUGCUUUUCAUAUCAUUUUUGUAUUAGAUCGAUCUGGAUCUAUGUGCUGUGAUGAUCAUCCACCAACGUCAGAUUCAUUAUUUGGAAGGUCAUUACAAGCAAAUUUCAACAACCGAUUUGGUGCAGCGUUACAAGCAACAGAUAAAUUUAUUAAGACACGGAUUUCUUCAACACAAAAUCAAAAUAAAAGCACAACAAUUGCCAAUGAUAUUGUUUCAAUUAUACUUUUUGAUGGCCAUUCUGAAGUUCUAUUUGAAAAUAAAAGUAUAUUUGAUACUGAUUUUAUUCAAGAUAAACUGAUUGAGAAAGGAAUCGGAGGAUCGACUUGUUUUCAAAAGGCAAUUAAAAAAACAGAACAAGUUAUUGAUAAUAAUUUUGACAUAUCAAGGUAG
Racocetra fulgida is the source of this 803-nucleotide messenger RNA. The record is from the annotation of a GenBank genome assembly. Lineage: Eukaryota; Fungi; Glomeromycota; Glomeromycetes; Diversisporales; Gigasporaceae.